Betta splendens (Siamese fighting fish) is the source of this 2767-nucleotide messenger RNA. Its product is annotated as extracellular calcium-sensing receptor-like. The transcript has 5 exons. Gene Ontology annotation, molecular function: G protein-coupled receptor activity. NCBI's taxonomy places the organism in Eukaryota, Metazoa, Chordata, Actinopteri, Anabantiformes, Osphronemidae. Gene Ontology annotation, biological process: G protein-coupled receptor signaling pathway. The coding region runs from base 370 to 2694 and encodes 774 amino acids. The record is from RefSeq and is a predicted model, not a curated record. Gene Ontology annotation, cellular component: membrane.
GAGAGGAGAUGCUGAAAAACCCCAGCUAUCUAGGGAGGGCGACAUAAUAAUUGGAGGAAUCUUUUCUUUUCACAGCAGCUGGAAAGACAGAGAAGAAACCUACACACACAAACCACUGCCAUUGGAAUGUACCAGGUAAAGUACUGUACAGUGUGUUAUGUUUAUUUAUGUUCUAUGAAUUUUUAUAGGAAAUAAAAAAAUAAUACAUAGUUAAUUAAUUAAAAUAAUUUAAAUUACAAUACUAUUUAAUUUUCUUAGUAUAAAAUGUCACAUUAGAUUUAUUAAUGAAAUCAAAUAGUUGUAAUAUUUUAUCUUUUUCUAUUGUCUGCAUCUAGUUUGAAUUUCAGAGGUUUCCAGUUUGCCAAGGCCAUGUGUUUUACUAUUGAUGAGAUCAAUAACAGCACAGAGCUACUACCUGGAAUCUCUCUGGGUUAUGAAAUGUAUAAUACUUGUGGCUCCAUCACUAAAAGUGUGAAGGCUGCAUUGGCCUUGUCUAAUGGUAAUAAAGCUGUGUCUGCAUCCUCAAAGGAUCCAUGUACUAAACCUGCACAAGUGCAGGCAAUAAUUGGAGAGACGUCAUCCUCUCCUAGCUUGGUUAUAGCUACUGUAAUAGGACCCUUUCAUAUCCCACAGAUCAGCCCUUUUGCCACCUGUGCUUGUCUCAGUGAUAAAUCCAAGUACCCAUCCUUCCUCAGAACAAUACCCAGCGACUACUAUCAGAGCAGAGCUCUGGCCCAGCUGGUCAAACACUUUGGUUGGACUUGGGUUGGAGCUAUUAGGAGCAACAAUGAUUACGGCAAUGAUGGCAUGAAUACAUUCACAAAAACAGCACAGCAACUGGGAAUCUGUGUGGAGUAUUCUUUAACUUUUUUCAGGACAGAUCCACCAAGUAAGAUACAAAUGAUAAUAAACCUUCUUAAGGAUUCCACCUCUAAGGUUAUUGUUGCGUUUGUCUCCCACAUGGAUAUGGAGUUGCUAACACGUGAGCUGUCCUUUCAGAACAUGACUGGGUAUCAGUGGGUUGGCAGUGAAAGCUGGAUGGUUGAUUCAAAAACUGCAGAAGUGGAUAAACAUCAUAUUUUGGAUGGUGCCAUAGGUCUGUCCAUACCCAAAGCACACGUUAGAGGAAUGAAAGAGUUUAUAUUAGACAUUAAGCCAAUUCAUUAUUCAAGCAAUGACAUUUUCACAGAAUUCUGGGAAACGUUAUUCAGUUGUACUUUUAAAGAGUCAAAUUCAUCAGCAGUAAAUUUGAAACAGUGUACUGGACAUGAAGAUUUAACUGGAGUGAAACACGGCUUUACUGAUAUGUCACUUAUGCCCAUAUUCAACAAUGUCUAUAAAGGAGUGUAUGCUGUGGCCCAUGCACUUCAUGAAAUACUUCAUUGUAAUGAUACAUGUAUCUACAAUGUGCAUCUAGACCCAUUCAGGGUUUUACAGCACAUCAGAAAGAUUAAUUUAAUAACAAAGGAAGGACAUGAAGUUUACUUCAAUGAGGAUGGAGAUCCACCUGCAAAGUAUGAAAUUAUAAACUGGCAGCCAACAGAAAAUGGUGUUGUUGACUUUGUCACAGUUGGUCUCUAUGAUGCAUCUUUACCUGCAGACAAACAGCUGAGUCUGCAAAAUAAGACUUUAAUCUGGACCCAGAACUCAACACAGAUUCCUGUGUCAAUAUGCAGUGACAAAUGUUCCCCAGGAACUUGUAAGGUUCUCCAGAAAAGAAAGCCUGUCUGCUGCUAUGACUGUAUAAGAUGUGCAGAGGGAGAAAUAAGCAACACCACAGACUCUGUCACUUGUGUUCAAUGUCCACCUGAAUUCUGGUCAAAUGACAGAAGAGAUGAAUGUGUAAAGAAGGAGGCAGAGUUUCUAUCCUAUGAAGAAAUGAUGGGAGCACUGCUCACUGCAGCAUCUUUAUGUGGAACAUGCAUGACUGCUAUUGUGGCCUUCAUUUUCUUCACAUACAGGAAAACUCCUAUUGUCAGGGCCAACAACUCUGAGCUGAGCUUCCUGCUGCUCUUCUCCUUGACUCUGUGCUUCCUGUGUUCUCUGACCUUCAUGGGUCGACCCUCUGAGUGGUCCUGCAUGCUGAGACACACAGCAUUCGGCAUCACCUUUGUCCUCUGUAUGUCUUGUGUUCUGGGGAAAACUGUGGUGGUGCUAAUGGCCUUCAGAACUUCACUUCCAGGCAGUAAUGUGAUGAAGUGGUUUGGACCAACACAGCAGAGACUCAGUGUUCUGAUCUUCACUCUCAUACAGGUUGUAAUAUGUGUCCUGUGGUUAAUGACUUCUCCUCCUUUUCCAUUUAAGAACUUGAAGGUAGUCAAAGACAGAAUCAUCUUAGAAUGUGCUCUGGGCUCAGCUGUAGGGUUCUGGGCUGUACUUGGCUACAUAGGUUUUCUGUCUCUCUUCUGUUUUGUUCUUGCUUUUCUGACUCGAAAACUGCCUGAUAACUUUAAUGAGGCCAAGUUCAUCACCUUUAGUAUGUUGAUAUUCUGUGCAGUGUGGCUCACUUUUAUUCCAGCUUAUGUCAGCUCUCCUGGAAAGUUCAGUGUUGCUGUGGAGAUAUUUGCUAUUCUGGCUUCUAGUUAUGGGUUGUUGAUAUGUAUAUUUUUUCCAAAAUGUUACAUUAUCCUACUGAAACCAGAGAAAAACACAAAAAAUAAUGUAAUAGGAAAGGUGGCACCAAUGAGUACCUAAAAGUGUAUAAAUAACGCAUAUACAUAUGCAUAUAUUGAUUAUCAGUGUAGUGUCACUGCAUUCUGUCUUUUGA